Molecule: messenger RNA, 4386 nt
Organism: Mercenaria mercenaria
Lineage: Eukaryota; Metazoa; Mollusca; Bivalvia; Venerida; Veneridae
Product: adhesion G-protein coupled receptor V1-like
Exons: 27
Coding region: 1-4371 (1456 amino acids)
Biological process (GO): negative regulation of adenylate cyclase activity; cell communication
Cellular component (GO): membrane
Molecular function (GO): G protein-coupled receptor activity
Source: RefSeq, a predicted model, not a curated record
AUGUUCGUACUUUUGGCAAGGAAGCAUGUAGAAUUUGCUGACAAACAAAAACAGAAAGCUUACAAGCGUCAUUUAUACAAGAGAGAUAAACCAUACUUUUUGAAAAAAAUAAAUGACCGUAUUGGGAAUGUCGAAAAGCGAUUAAAUUCUCUUGAAUUCCUGGAAAAAAAAGUUGAAAAAUUUGAGCUCGAGGUGACAAAAAUUUGGAAUUAUUUAACGGAUCAAAAUACAAAAUGCAGUGAGAGGUUGACGAACGUAGAAGACAAGGCAGAAAGUACUGAUUUUAAUCUUGGUAUUGUAAAUUCAAAGGUGGAGGAGUUACAAAGUAAAAAUAAACAAUUAACUGAGGAUUUGGCAUACGUACAGUCCCAGUCAAUGAGGAACAAUCUCAUAUUUGGAAAUAUUGAAGAGGCCCGUCAGGGCGUAAACGAGAACACAGAGGACUUGUUACGAGAAUUUUUAGUGGACAAAAUGAACAUUGCUAAAGAGUUUGUUGAGCAAAUGAAGUUUGAACGGGUUCACAGAAUGGGAGAUAAAGGAAGGGGUGAUAGGAAGAUUGUUGCAAAGUUCACUUUAUUCAAAGACAGAGAGCUGGUAAGAAAAUCAUGGAAAUCGUUAGACAAAUCAAAAUACUUUGUACACGAGCAGUUCCCUAAGAGUGUUGUAGAUAAGAGAAAGAAAUUAAUGCCAAUGGUUAAGGAAGCGAGAAGAAACGGACACAGUGCGUGGAUAGCUUACGAUAUAUUAUAUAUUGAUGGAAAAUCACAGAGGGGCGUAGCUAAUCCAUUGUUUUGUAAAUCUGUUGAAAAGAAUAAUACAGGUUCCUUUUCAGAUAACCGGUUAACAAAUAGAAAUAAGGAAUGGUUUGAUUACGAGUGCAUUCAAGCAAGGCAACGUUAUACUGAUGCACUACAUGUUUUUAAUAGAUGUAAAACUGAAGUAAACAGAGAAGAGUUAUUUUUGUUAAAAGGUCGAUAUAAGAAUGAUAUGGUUAUCCUUGGAAAUUCAGUUAAAGAAAUUAACGAAAGUUUAAAAUUGUUGAAUGUAUAUUGUAAAAAAUGGAGUUUAGAAGUUAAUGUAGAAAAGACUAAAGUAAUGGUGUUUCGAAAACGAGGUGGAAUAUUACAUAAUGAGGAAUUUUUGUAUAAUGGAACAACCCCUCCAAAGUUACAGGUGGGUCAGACAGAGACGAAAGUUUAUGUGCCGCCGAUAGCAGCAAACAGUAAGGUUGGCUUCAAGGAAACUGUCGCAGCAGUUGAUGAGGAAAGUAGUACAUGCAGGCUGACUGUCAUACGAGAGGGAAUGUAUGGUACCCUGGAAGUUUCCUGGCAGAGUGGCUUCCCCGAGGGCCGGGUACCAGUUGACUUCACUGAAGGUACAAUGGUACCAGACUCCAGCAGUAUCAAAAUACCACACGGAAUUGAUGAAAAAAACUUUACAGUUUCGUUGACAGCAACAUGGGAUGUUCCGGAGCUGUUUGCUGUACAUCUUCCAGUGGCACCCUCUACAACAGUCGCUGGAGGUUCAAGACUGCUGCAGGAUCGUACUCAGGUCAAUAUUGAGCCGUACGGUCUGUUAAGAUUUGCUGACAAUUCUACAAAUCCUUCAGUCUCCGAAAUGUUUGGAAAGAUUUAUCUCCAAGUACUGAGACUAUACGGAUCUCGGGGCAAAGUAGAAGCCAGGUACCGAGUAGAAGGUAUAAGUGCGGUUCCCGAGUUUGACUUUAACACAAUAGAGAACCAUGCAGUUGCCAUGGAACCAGGACAGACAUCUGCUCUCAUUAUGAUUGAGAUUUUGCAGGACAACAGGCCAGAACAAGAAGAAAUAUUUCAUGUAAAUCUGACAGAUGUUGAGAAGUUCCCAACUGACACAACACCCAGUAUAUCACCACGUAUCAGCUAUAUACACCAGUCUUCCGUUGUCAAGAUAGAAGAAAGCAAUGAUCCGUAUGGUGUACUACACAUAGAGCCGACGUACAUAACUGUCGAGGAACGUUUCCAACAAGUCAACCUCACAAUAAAACGUACAGGAUUAGUGAAUGAAGAUAAUACAGGUGGUAUAUUUGGGACAGUGAGUGUUGUAGUCAGGACAGUGGGUGGGGGAGAAUCGUGGACGUCACAGAUAAAUCCCAAAGAAGGUGACGGAAAUGAUACAAUCAGGGAAAUACUGUACAAUAGAGAUAAAUUUACGUCUGCUUUAUCCUCUGAGGACUAUGUUGUUCUCGACACGUCUGUCACGUUUCAGCAAGGUGAAACAGAUAAGUUUGUAGAAGUGACAAUUCUUGCUGAUGAUUUGGCUGAGCCAGACCAGACCGUCCUUGUUUACCUGACACAGCCAACAGGUGGCGCUAGAAUAGCUGCUGGAGAGGUGGAUGGUGGUAGAAAGGGAUUUGCUGUAAUUACAAUAGCAAGAAAUGAUUUGUCUAGUGGAAUGAUAGGGUUUGCCAGUGAUUCUCUCCAGGUCACUGCUAAUGAAGAUGCCGGGCAACCAGCUACUCUCAGACUUGUACGCUCUCUGGCAAUCUACGGACAGAUUGAGAUAACUUGGAAGGCAAAGGUGUCAGCGGAAAGCACGGAACCAGAGGACGCACUGCUAGGCAGACAACUUGAGACAACAUCCGGCACGGCAACAUGUCCACCACUGCAAAAACACUGCCUCUUCAAUGUUACUCUCAUUGAUGAUGAGGAGCCAGAAGAGGAAGAGACUUUUGUUGUACAGCUGGUGUCAGUACUGAAUGAUGCUAAACUUGACCCUGACGCAUCUAUAGCUACCGUUACCAUGGAAGCAAGUGAUUAUGUUAGAGGACUUAUAGAAUUUACUGAUGAUUCAAGGGAUGUUGUGGUCAGUAGUUUGAAAUCAAGUGUAAGACUAGGUGUCAGACGAGUCAAAGGUUCCAAAUACAGGGUGGAAGUAUCGUACAGAACAAGGCAGAUGACUCGACAGGAGUUCAUCAAUGGGGUAACUGUUUCGCCAGCCAACGAGGGACAGGACUAUGUCCAGCAGUCUGGAGAACUCGUGUUUGAGCCGGAGAGGCAGGAAAUCAAAUUCAUUGACAUCAAUCUGACACCAUUCCUUGCUUCACAAACUGGGUACCCAAAACAGUUCUACAUUGAACUUGGAGGUCCUUCAAAUGGUGCAAGUGUGAAUCCACAAGCAUCAAAAGCAUUCAUAUUGAUUACUGAACCAAAAGAUCUGGAUAUAUGGGAGAUUAUCAAGGAUGCUGAAGACAAACCACUAAAUGAUGAAAAUAUUAGAGAUAUAAUUGACAAGCUGGAUGAUGUUAUAAACACAAGUGAACAGGUCACUGAAGAUCAGAUGUCACUGACAGAGAAAAUACUUGAGGACAUUGUGGAGGAGGGACUCAAACGCAAACUUCCUACACAGUUGAUUGGUCAGUUGAUUAACUUGCUGUGUAAGUUGCUGAGCCCAGACAAGAAUGAUGCUACUAGAGGGCGCUCUGAGCUGGCAACCAUCAUGGAAAAUGUUGCAUACAUGCUGAUAACUGAGGCAGACUGUCCUUCACCAGAUCCACCUAAACUACAUACUAAGCAAUGUCCCCAUGCUAGUAUUGCUGCAGGAAGAUGGCCUCUAGGAAAGAUUAAAGGAUACCAGUAUGCAGGACAGAGACAGGAUGAAUUUGUCAUUCCAAAAGAUCUGCCAAAUGUUCCAGACAAUAGAGAUACAGAGUGUGAAGACUUCCACAUGAUAGAGUAUAGCAGUGAGCAGUGGUUCCAGAGAGGUCCAAAGAAAGAACUCCUCAGUAACAAGGUGAUUUCAUUUGGAUUAAAGGGCCGUGAUUCACAAUACACUGACUUCCCAGUGGUAUAUCGCAUACAUAGUCCUGACAGACGUAUAGCAUCUAGUCGAGCAAAGUGUGUGUAUUAUGACAUGGGCUUGAAUCAAUGGGUUGACCUUAGUGACAUAUGUCAGGUCACAAAUGACCUUGAUCUUGGAGUUGAUGAUUUUGUUGACUGCUCAUGCAAGCACUUGACCCACUAUGCUGUCAAAGCUACGACCUCUGAUCGUGGCCUUGUUGGAUAUUCUGUGUGGUUCUUCGUCUCUUGUUUCAUCUGUAUGACUGGACUGCUUGCAGCAAUUCUUGCCCAUCAUAUAUGCUCUGUCAGUGCAAUGUUUAGUGCCAGUCUACUGAUGCACAUGUGCUUUGCUGCCAUGGCAACACAAAUAUGUUAUGUAGUGGCAGCAUACCUGAGCCCAGAUGAAAUUAUUGUAUACACUAUAGGGGAAGACAAUUAUAGAUGUAUAGUGAUGGGGCUGUUCCUUCAUUAUUUCUUUCUCUGUCAAUUUUCAUGGAUGAUGACACAGGUUUGCAUUAUUUCUAUAUCAUUUUUAGCUCGACUAUUCAUAGAAUAGUAGAGCUAUUGAACU